This is a messenger RNA of Penicillium expansum, 1368 nucleotides long. RefSeq lists its product as uncharacterized. The transcript is spliced from 2 exons. NCBI's taxonomy places the organism in Eukaryota, Fungi, Ascomycota, Eurotiomycetes, Eurotiales, Aspergillaceae. The record is from RefSeq and is a predicted model, not a curated record. Bases 1 to 1368 code for a protein of 455 amino acids.
AUGCAGUUUGUACGCAAGGCCGAAGAGGCCCUGACUGGCAAGAAAGACGAGUCGCACGAUUCGACUAAGUCCUCCAACCAUGGACCUCACUCGUCCAAGUUGGCCAACAAGCUUGACCCCCGGGUCGACAGUGAUAAAGACCACCGUGCUGCCCACACUGAUGUGACUGGCGCCGGUCUUGGAUCUACACACGGCACCACCACCGCUACAGGCACUCACGGCACUACUCACGGCACCUCUGGUGUGACUGGCGGCGGCGCCGGCCUCGGAUCUACACACGGCACCACUGGCAGCACCAAUGCCGGCCCCCACAGCUCCAACAUUGCCAACAAGGCUGAUCCCCGCGUUGACUCUGACCGCGACAACCGUGCUGCCCACACCGGUGUGACUGGCGCCGGUCUUGGCUCUACCCAUGCCCCAACCACCACUACAGGCACUCACGGCUCGACCCUGGGUUCUGGCACUACCCACGGCACCUCAGGUGUGACUGCCACCGGUGCUGGUCUCGGGUCUACCCACGGCACCACUGGUAGCACCAACGCUGGUCCUCACAGCUCGAACAUCGCCAACAAGGCCGAUCCCCGCGUUGACUCUGACCGCGAUAACCGCGCUCGUCACGAGGGCCUCACUGGUGCUACUACCGGUGCUGGUCUUGGAUCUACUCACGCUACUCACGGCUCUACCCUGGGCUCUGGCACUACUCACGGCACCUCUGGUGUGACUGGCACUGGCACUGGCGCCGGUCUCGGAUCUACUCACGGCACCACUGGUAGCACCAACGUUGGUCCUCACAGCUCGAACAUCGCCAACAAGGCCGAUCCUCGCGUUGACUCUGACCGCGACAACCGCGCUCGCCACGAGGGUCUUACUGGUGCUACUACCGGUGCUGGCCUUGGAUCUACUCACGGCACCACCACCACCACUGGCACCCAUGGUUCGACCCUGGGCUCUGGAACUGGUACCACCCACGCCGCACCCAUUGCUACUCCCGGCAGCAGCAGCACCAAUGCUGGACCUCACAGCUCCAACAUCGCUAACAAGCUCGACCCCCGCGUUGACUCGGACCGUGACAGCAAUGCCCAGCACUCCAGUCUCUCUGGCACUGGCCCUGGUACUACCACCCACGGUACCCACAGUCGCGGUGCUACUGCUGCUCCCACUGGCUCGGCCAUUGGUGGCUCGGGUCUUGGUACUACUGGUCACCACGAUGCUCUUGCUGGUAGUAGCUACAAUACUCCUGCCACUGGAACCACCACUGGUGCUACUGGUACCACUGCCCCUCACAGCUCGAGCAUCGCCAACAAGCUUGAUCCCCGUGUCGACACCGAUGCUACCCAUGCUCAGAGUGGACUUCACCGUCAGAUCUAG